Misgurnus anguillicaudatus (oriental weatherfish) is the source of this 862-nucleotide messenger RNA. It is a transcript of the gene crygmxl1, whose product is annotated as crystallin, gamma MX, like 1. Lineage: Eukaryota; Metazoa; Chordata; Actinopteri; Cypriniformes; Cobitidae. Gene Ontology annotation, biological process: lens development in camera-type eye; visual perception. Gene Ontology annotation, molecular function: structural constituent of eye lens. The record is from RefSeq and is a predicted model, not a curated record.
AAAAAGCUGACAUCUGAAGUUAAUUGAUGUGACUGACAAUGUCUGUUUUCCUAAAGUAUAUAAAAGGGUUCUAGCACUUGAUGUUGAACUGGGACAACACUGAUUUAACACAAUGGGAAAGAUAAUCUUUUAUGAAGACAAGAACUUCCAGGGUCGCUCCUAUGAGUGCAGAAGUGACUGUGCUGACCUGCACUCCCAUUUCAGCCGCUGUAACUCCAUUCAGGUUGAGAAUGGAUGCUGGAUGGUGUAUGAGCGGCCACACUUUAUGGGUUACCAGUACUUCUUGAGCAGGGGCGAGUACGCUGACUAUCAACGAUGGAUGGGUUUCAAUGAUUGUGUCAGAUCCUGUCGAAUGAUACCACAACACCAGGGAUCCUACAGAAUGAUGAUCUAUGAACGUCCAGACUUUGGCGGUCAGAUGAUGGAGUUUACUGACGACUGUCCAUCCAUUUAUGAACGCUUCCGCUACAACGAUAUCCAUUCAUGCCAUGUACAAGAUGGAUACUGGAUCUUCUAUGAACACCCCAAUUACAGAGGGAGGCAGUACCUACUGAAACCUGGCGAAUAUAAGCGGUACAGCGAUUGGGGUGCUAUGACUUCAAAAGUUGGUUCUUUCAGGCGUAUUACCAUCUGAUUCUGAUGGACAGGGUAGAUCUGAAAUGAAAUAAACAAAGGAACAUUUUCUUCUCUUAUCAAUGACAUUUACUAUUAAUUAUGAAAAUAAAGAAAACAUGAUGACUUCAGUUCAUACUGUGGAAUGAAUUAACUUUUUCUGUACACACUGCUGAGUUUUAGGAGCAGAAAAUCUUCAAAUUAAUAAAAUCAUUAUAAAUAAGAGGUGUGCCAUAGGUUCUAGUCAAAA